AUGAGAUGUUUGGGUUGUGUACUUACCGACAAUGUUCAAUUUAAGGUCCCUGGUUCGGACUACGAAGAACACCUACAUCAGGACGCUAGAAAACAGGCCUCACUUAUACUUAAACCAUUAAAAGAUGGACAUUAUCACGUAUUCGGCCUUUUGAAUUUCACGCAUCGAAUAGAGCCGCUCAUCAGCCAAGAGAGGUCAGCAUCGGGUGCAACACCGCACAGGAUAUCAAGAGUUGUGUUCAGUAAUGAAGCCAAUGGCGUUGAUGACACACUUGAAGAUUAUUCAGAGAGAGCUGAUGGAGAAGCCAUUCCCCAAACUGAAGAGCGAGCCCUGCCAUCAUCCUUCACUAUCGAAAUAUUUUCCGUCAGCGAUUCUAAGCACUCAUCGCAUUUUCGCGGGGAUGAAAAGCAGCUCAUCGAAUACAUGAUCGUCUUCUGGAAUGCGGUCAGUCUGCGGUUUCAGCAGCUCAAUCCUCCUGGUUUUAUAUCUCUUAUAGGCAUCGAAACGUCCACAAACGUAACUGAACGACCAUACGUCAGCCUCCGUGGUCCCGAUAACCUUGUUUCCAACGAAACAUUGUUAAACUUCGAGCGAUGGCUAUGGAGAUGGCGCUCAAUUCGUAUCGCAGACGUCGUCUUCUUGGUUACUGCGCGCGACGUGGUGCAGUUAGGUUCCAGGAGGACUAAACUUCUGGCGCUGCAGACCCCUCCCUGUGUCGCUUUUGUUGGCCACGCCUGCACGUCGAAAAAAGGAGCCAUCGCAGAGGACUACCCAAGUCUAUUUACUGGGGUCAAUGCAGCCGCUCACGAACUGGGACAUCUGUUAGGUUGCGUCCACGACGGGACAGGGUCCUCAAGUCAUUGCCCAGCAAACGACGGUUAUCUGAUGAACCCGACAGACUCGGGGUUGAACGUCCACAAGUUCUCCGCUUGCAGCAAGACAGCCAUCGCCACUUUUCUGAAGUCGCCCACAGCAUUUUGCCUUAAAGACACGGUCAGGCGGAGCCCCAUGGUUCGCUUACCCAACAAUGGAAAGAAGCUACCUGGAGAAGUGCUGAGCGGAGAUGAUUACUGCAAAAAGUACUUGUCUAAAUACCCUACCGUCUCCUACGUAAAGUGGGCCUCUGACCUCUCGAAAUGCAAGUUUCGGUGCAAAUUGGGUGAAAGAAAAGAUGGAAGUCCAAUCUACGCAAUCAGAUUUGCAUUCGACGGGACACACUGUGACGGAACUCACUCCGAGAAGAAGUGCAAGAACGGCGUCUGCGUAUAAAAGGAAAUCAGUCUGGCGCACACACACGGCUCACAAUACGUUCAUAUUUUGAGAAAAUAAAAAAAGUAACAAUCUU
Rhipicephalus microplus (southern cattle tick) is the source of this 1345-nucleotide messenger RNA. RefSeq lists its product as uncharacterized. The record is from RefSeq and is a predicted model, not a curated record. NCBI's taxonomy places the organism in Eukaryota, Metazoa, Arthropoda, Arachnida, Ixodida, Ixodidae. Gene Ontology annotation, biological process: membrane protein ectodomain proteolysis. Gene Ontology annotation, molecular function: metalloendopeptidase activity.